AUGCCUGCUUUGGAGCCCGACGGGAACGCGGGAGCUAUGGUCUGGGACAUGGGCUGGCCUUCGUGGGGCCGAGGCUUUGCCUCGUGGCCCGCAGUCGGUGCCCUUUGCCUCGUGUUGAUGCAAGGCUUUCCGGGGCUAGUUGGCAACAACCUCACCAUGGAGUCAGACCAACUCAGCCUACCCAUUACGGUUGGCGGGGCCUCCGGCUGCGUCAUGAGCGCAGCUCUCACCGCCACCAGCCCCUCCAAGUACCCCAGGGCGAUUCUCGAGUUCGUCCUGCCCGCGCUCAUUGUGACCACGGCCUACGUUCUGUUGCUGACAGGUGGGGGUGAGCACCACACCACGGGCGACAAGAAGGGGGGGUCGCGACCCUCGACCACCAGGGGCAGCGACUACCUGUCCCUGCUCAUCCCACGGUAUGUGGGCCAAUCGCGCCGGGCAUUUAUCGGGAGCCUCUUGUUCUUCCUCACGUUCCUGGUUGCAGCAGCAGAUGCUGUGUGCCCGACGUGCGGCGGCAACCUCGCGUCGUGCGACUACGACACCUCCCAUACUUGCCCCGCCGCCACUGUCGUGGCUAACAACGCGAAAGUGCUCCUCGGCACGGCGGCGGUGAGCACCAUGACCAUCGCGAACCUGCUCCGACCACGGUUCCUGCGGGUCCUGGGAGGGGGAAUGCUGCAGCGCUUUGUAGCCCUGCACCGCCAACCCGAGAAGGGCACGACUUUCGAGAUCAAGCGGACCACAAAACCAUCCGAGGUGACGGCGGCAAUGCAAACUGGGAGAAUCUCCCAGAUUGACGCGGCGACACAGAUCCAGCAAGUGAUCGAAGAGAUUGACCAGGCGAUCGACACGGCGGGGGACGACGCCGCAAAGGCGCUGCUCGAGAGGGAGAAAGAAAAGUGGACGGACUACCUGAAAGGGGGCUUCAAAUAUGUCACUUCAGCGACCGAGUCUGACGGCCUCAGUGGACCAGAGGGGACGAGCGUCACCGGUUCCAUGUCGCUGCUCUGGGCGAAUGUCUCCACGUUCAUCAGUCGGGGUGAGAGCUGCGAUCGCGCAGACGUCACCAGGAUGGUCCAAACCUUUACAGCUCAGCCCCUCGCAUGUUACUGCAGUGUGACACCCAAAAGGUGUUGGACAACGGUGACACGAGGGCUGGGGGUGUGA
Emiliania huxleyi CCMP1516 is the source of this 1167-nucleotide messenger RNA. RefSeq lists its product as hypothetical. The transcript has a single exon. The coding region runs from base 1 to 1167 and encodes 388 amino acids. NCBI's taxonomy places the organism in Eukaryota, Haptophyta, Isochrysidales, Noelaerhabdaceae. The record is from RefSeq and is a predicted model, not a curated record.